UUAAUGUUCUGUAUAAUAGAUACAUAUAUGAUAGAAUUUAAAAAAAAUUAACCAUCUGCGGUUAAUUAUAUGGAACCCUGGAGCUUCUUGCAAAAGCUGGAGCAGAGGAGAUGUGAUUAUAACCCAGUAAGCAAAAUGUUAGCAGUCUGCCAGCAGUAUGCGAGCAGAUUCAAACAGACUAUUGUGGCAGAUUGGCAUCAACUGCGUCCGCAUUAAGCUUGGGUUUUGCUAGCAGAAUCUGUCAGCAUAAACCGACAGCAGAUUGACAGCGGAAAUCGAGCAAAAUCUGCGCAUGCAACCUGCUGACAAAUUGACAGCAGAAACUUCACAAAAUUUGCGCUUACUUUUAUUAAUGUUAUAUAAAUGCAACAAAAUGGAUUAUUACAGGUGCUAAAUAACAAUACUAUCGGCAACCCUAACAGCACAUGAUAUCCUGCGUAUUAUCCCAUUUUCAUACUCAUUAUACUAUGAUCAUCCGUAAGAUACUGAGAACAACUCUAUAAUAUCUCUUAUAGUAUGAUUCGGUUUUCUAUCGCGUGCGUACAAUCUCAGAAUUUACUCAAAGAUACGGUAAAGAUACGUACGCUUUUCUAUCGCGGGCGUAUAAUCUCAGGUUUGACGCCAAAUAUGGAAACGGUACAUACGUUCAACGCCAUCUGCAUAUGUUCCUGUUCCGGUCUCUUCCCGCUUGCUCGAUGGAAUAAGGGAUUUCAACUUAGUGAAAUCGAAGCAGCGUUCUUCGCAGUAUUCUUCGCAGUGUUCUCUUCGCAGAGUUCUUCGCAGUAUUCUUCGCAGUGUUCUCUCUUCGCAGAGUUCUUCGCAGUAUUCUUCGCAGUGUUCUCUCUUCGCAGAGUUCUUCGCAGUAUUCUUCGCAGUGUUCUCUCUUCGCAGAAUUCUUCGCAGGAUUCUUCGCAUGUUCUAUACAGUGUUCUUCGCAGAGUUCUUCGCAGAGUUCUUCGCAGAGUUCUUCGCAGAGUUCUUCGUAGGGUUCUUUGCAAGGUUCUUCACAGAAUUCAUCACUGAGUUCUUCGCAAGGUUCUGCAAGGAUCUUCAACAGAACGGCUCGCAGCGUUCUUCGCAGUGUUCUUCGCGGAGUUCUUCACAGGGUUCUUCGCAGUGUUCUAUGCAGUGUUCUUCACAGAGUUUUUUGCAAGACUCUUCACAGUAUUCUCCACAAAGUUCUUCACAGAGUUCAUCACAGAGUUUUUCGCAGGGUUCUGCAAGAGUCUUCAACAGAACAAAAUGGACAAUAAAAAGAAAUAUGCUAUUGUUGAGUUCAAAGAUGGUCUGCAAAUCGUACCCGCUACUUGGUUAAGUAGUGAUUUACAAAAAUCAAAAUGGCCCAGACAUUAUAUCAGUAACGACAGAUAUGACAAAGCGGUUAAAUUGAUGGAAGUACCUGAUUGUACAUGGGAGGAGCAUACUGUCCUGAAAAUAUAUGCGACAUCUUCAAACUAUGCUGUGGCUCGACAAAAAUUGAAAUUAGCUGAAGAAAUGUCCGACAUCAAUUCUUGUACCGACGAGGAUAGACAGAAACUUUGUAAAAAAUCCCGCAAAAUUAGAGUGGCUAAGAUGCAUGAUUCCAGUUCAUAUGAGUAUACUAACGAUGAAAGCGAUUCUGAGCAAGCCAUUCUCUCAGACCUUCCCAAACCUCCAAUCAAAAACGUCUAUAAGGAGACGUCCACAAAAACAACUCGAGUAUGUAAAAAUAAUACAAUAAAGUAUUCUAAAAUUGCCGACACAAAACUGGAACAAAAAAGUACUGCAUCUUACAAUUUUAACAACAUUGAAGAAGUUGAUUUUCCUUCACAAAGCAGUUCCGCAAUUUCGGAGUAUUCUGAUUAUGAAAAUGUAGUCCGACGCAGUCCAAAUUUGGAUUUAAAUUCCAGCCAAGAUUCACAGUGUAUUGUUAAUGUAAAUCCUGAACCUGAACGACGGCACGAUAUAAAUAAAUGUGUAUUCCCACGUUGUGAUAAUCAUGAGUCUGAACGACGGCACGCGCGCGGCGAUGUAAAGAAAUGUGUAAUUCCGCGUUGUGAUACAAGUCUUCCAAGUUUGAAUUUAAAUUCUAAGCGAGUUUCAGGACAGUGCGCGGAAACUUCGAUAGACAUUACUGAACGUCUUCAUGAUGAAAAUGUCCCCCCCAACAGACAUAUGUUAAAUACUUCGAUAGACAUCACUGAACGUCUUCAUAAUGAAAAUGUCCUGCCCAACAGACAUAUGUCAAAUUAUACUGAGGGAUUUGAUUUUGAACGCUACGUAAUUAAAAAAUUCCAACAUCUGGAAUUAAAAAUGAGCAAUAACCUGAAACUAACCCAAAAAAUUUUAGAAAAGGUUUCUAAUACCGCACAGAUUGCAGAAGAAGCACAGGAAAAAAUUGAUAUUUUUCAACAUUUAUCACUAAGAGACGAAAAUGAUUUAGAAAUUAUGGAACGAAAAUUGGCGAAUGACAUUGUAUACCGAAAUGAAAUGAUCAAACAGUUAACACGAUUGACAGCGCGGGAUAUUAAAAAUUCAUAUUUAAAUUUAUUGAGACAAAUAGUCUCAAACAAAGUUGCUGUAUUAUAUAGUUGGCAUGGUGCCAAAAAAAAAAGAAUUUUUUAAAACAAGUUCUAAUCAUCAAAAAAAAUCCUCCGGAAGAACUAGAAGAGCCCUCUGACUGAAUGUGAUAAUUAUCUUGUCAACGUAUUUAAAUAAGACACGUUAGCGCAAGAGCCAAAGAUUACAAUUAAGAAUUUUGCUUUUUUCAAAUUUUGUUCGAGUUAUAAUGAAAAUCUUUAUUUUGAGAGAGUUUACGAUAUAUAGAGAAUUUACUUUUUCUUUUAUUUAUAAAUGUU
Camponotus floridanus (Florida carpenter ant) is the source of this 2837-nucleotide messenger RNA. RefSeq lists its product as uncharacterized. The record is from RefSeq and is a predicted model, not a curated record. Bases 1243 to 2604 code for a protein of 453 amino acids. The transcript is spliced from 10 exons. NCBI's taxonomy places the organism in Eukaryota, Metazoa, Arthropoda, Insecta, Hymenoptera, Formicidae.